Messenger RNA from Aureobasidium namibiae CBS 147.97, 1488 nucleotides. RefSeq lists its product as uncharacterized. The record is from RefSeq and is a predicted model, not a curated record. Bases 1 to 1488 code for a protein of 495 amino acids. Lineage: Eukaryota; Fungi; Ascomycota; Dothideomycetes; Dothideales; Saccotheciaceae. The transcript has 2 exons.
AUGGCAGAUGCGACCAGGGCCCCUCGAAAGCGCCGUGCAAGCAGCUCUUCUGCUAAAGCUGCACAAGAUGAUGCCCAUUCUUUACCUCUUUCCAACAAGAGGCGCUUUGUCCUUGACGAAGCAACUGAGCAAACCACAACAGACAGCGAACAGCCUUCGUCCAACGAAGACUCCACGAAUCCACUUGAUGUAGUCGUCCAAACUGCCCCCCCAGUCGCUCGUCGCCGCAAGCGUGUUGUCUUGAACACACCGUCACCACCUCCUGAGCGCAAAAAGUCCAAUCUCCUGACUGGUCUCGCCUCGCAUGUGGACAUCUUGCUUCAAGUCACGAGCUAUCUCCCGCCGCAGACCCUACUCAACCUUUACAGCAUUUCUGCUCCCUUUCACUAUGUCAUGGACAGUCACUUCACCGCAUUCAUCAAGGCUGCUACGUUCAUAUGGGCACCCACCGCAGACAAGUACUUCCCCUGGUGGUGCUACCGUCAACUUUGCAUCGAAGACCCUGCUCUACGUCGCCCCAGAUCAGACCGCAGAAGUGUGAGCUGGGACGACCUCGUCCCGGAGCAAGCACCCGGAAUAGCUUCGCAGGAAUGCUCUGAUUCACCUGACUCUCAGAGCUCCGACAUCUCGGCCAGUCAGAGAAGUGUCAAGUCCGAAAGCCCAGCCGAGAGGAAGACAAGAAUCGCGGAGCUUGCCCAGCAUCGACAGAAGUCCGCUGCGCCGGUGCCGGGUUUCCGCUGGCUGAAGAUGGUAGCAUAUCGGGAGUCGGUUUGCCGAGAGAUAGUUGGCUGGAUGGCAGCACAUGGACAUCGCAUACCACGUGUUGAGGGCGUUGACGUCCUGAAGAGAAUGUGGUUCCUCCUCGACAUCCCUGUCAAUGGCCCUCGCAUCUCUUUGAUCCACAACACCAUUUACUUCACCAAAGAGACACUUGCAGUUUUGCAACUCUUCUUCAUCAAACUCGACAUGCUUUACGUCGACCCGGUGCACUACUACGGCGGUGAAGCAUCCAUGCGUGAAUUGUUGCUCGCAGAACGCAGUCUCACCACUCUCUGGAACUACCUACGAGGUGCAGACGGCACUUCCAAACUGGACACUCUGCGCCUCUGGAUCCGACAUCGCUACAAGAGACCUGAACCUGUCAGACCCAUGACGCGCGAGACACACGAACAGCAUCAGGCAAAACUCAAUAUGCCGAUUAUGGGUGUCCCUCCUCAGCUUGUCGGCCGUUGGGGCUAUGAAUGUUGGGGACUUGGAGAAGUCCCGCUGCUUCGACCUGAUCAACUGGUGCUGAGAGAAGCAGUGAGACGUCGUACUGGCCUUCAACGAAUGUUCCUUUCUUAUCUUUCGUAUGGCUAUCUGGACGGAGACCUCAAUCCUCUGCCGACCGUUGUCAAGCCCGAGGAUGUAGUUUUGAGCUUGAUAUGCAGGAAGAAGAACAAGGAGCUCAAGGCUAAGGAAGACGAUAAAAUGGAUACUGACAAAUGA